Molecule: messenger RNA, 423 nt
Organism: Corythoichthys intestinalis (scribbled pipefish)
Lineage: Eukaryota; Metazoa; Chordata; Actinopteri; Syngnathiformes; Syngnathidae
Product: triple functional domain protein-like
Exons: 2
Coding region: 18-269 (83 amino acids)
Source: RefSeq, a predicted model, not a curated record
CCACUACUGCGACCACGAUGGACUGGAUCAAACAUAUCCGGAAGCUGAUCCAGGAGCACACCAUACACCUGGGGGAAGCGCUCAAGGAGCCGAGACGUAUUCCCAAAAAGAGCACAGACAAGCUCAACAAGAGUCGAAGGAAUGGAAAACAUGAAGAUGAAGUUGAAGGCAAUGAAAUAGAGUGGCCAGUAGAAAAGAUUGAGGCCUGCUACAUUGGAGGACCCUGGCUAUUACCCGGUACAAAGAAAAGCGGGGAUCUCAAAGUCUGACAUUCAAAUAGGAGCUUCUAUAAACUUGCACACAUUGACAAGAUCCUUGUAAAAAGAAACCAAAGACAACAGCUUUGGACUAUUCCAAAACGUUUUAAUAUAUGCAUAUACUGUAUAUAAUUGUUUAGUUUUUGUACACUUUUUAAAAAAUGAU